Molecule: messenger RNA, 864 nt
Organism: Ilex paraguariensis (yerba mate)
Lineage: Eukaryota; Viridiplantae; Streptophyta; Magnoliopsida; Aquifoliales; Aquifoliaceae
Source: the annotation of a GenBank genome assembly
AUGCUGAAGAAGAAAACGAAGUUUGAAGAGUAUCUUGAAAUGGAAAUGCAGGUAGGUGUUGUUUCAGCAGACGAAGAUUUGGCUUUGGAAAGAAAACUUGCAAAGAAACUCAAGUUGAAGGAAGGAAAAUUGCGGGGAGACAAUGAUGACAUGAAUGCGUUAUUUGCGGGAAUGCCAUCUAUUAUUGAUUUGUUAAAGGAUGUUGUUAAUUCAAAGGAUGAAGCAGUUCUCAUGAAGAGCCCUGAGAACAGUUCUUCACUUAAGAAAUGUAAAAGGGUAAAGUCUUCAGGGCAAGGGCCACAAAUUGAGAUGGCAAGUGACACACUGGCUGGAGUAUCUGAACCAGUAAAAACUUCUGAUGCAGAGUUGGCUAUAAGAAAUGUUCCUAUCAAGGCACCUGCAUUGGAAAAGAAUGCCAACUAUGUAGCUCCUCACUUGAGAUCCUGUGUGGGAAAUGAAUCAGAGGAGUACUAUCAAAUUCGUAAACAAAUACGAGCUAACGUGGAAUCAAUCACUAGGGAAAUGUCCACGAUCUUCGGUGCUGUCAGUCGUAGUGCUAGUUCUCAGAUUAUCAGUGAAGAGAUUUUGGCAUCGUGCUCUGGUGGUCCUCGUGGCAAUGAACAGUAUGUUGCUGUCUUUGCAGCUUUUGUUGCCGGGAUUGCUUGUUUAGUUGGGAUUGACUUUGGUGCAAAGCUUCUUGCUUCACUUGCUAAAUGCUUUGAGGAUGAGUAUCUGGAAGGAGACCAUCUUUCCUUUGCGAAAUCUGACUCUUCUGGUAUCCUAUUUAUACAUGUUUGGAGUUUGCUCAAGGUUGAGUCUGCUGAUAUAACCAUCCCCGUGGCAAGGCCAAUUUCUUCUCACUGA